Messenger RNA from Columba livia (rock pigeon), 3321 nucleotides. RefSeq names its product macoilin 1 (gene MACO1). Gene Ontology annotation, biological process: neuronal signal transduction. The record is from RefSeq and is a predicted model, not a curated record. The transcript has 11 exons. NCBI's taxonomy places the organism in Eukaryota, Metazoa, Chordata, Aves, Columbiformes, Columbidae. The coding region runs from base 322 to 2319 and encodes 665 amino acids. Gene Ontology annotation, cellular component: rough endoplasmic reticulum membrane.
UCUGGGCUGCGGGUCUGGGCGAGCGGCAGCCCCCUGUGCUGGGCUUGAGAAACUUGGUUUUCACGUGGUGGUGAAGGAGCUUGUGCUGGGGCCUCUGCAGCGGGAGCACACGGGAGAUGUGGGUGUAGCAGCAAGGGAUGCGAGCGAGGACUCGUGUGGUGACACCUGGAGCAGGGGUGGACGGUGGUGAACACACGGCGGGUUCCUCACUGAACCCGCGAAACGGGAAAGGAAACUGUAGUGAAGUGAGAUGCACGUUCAUAGGCACAGGAUGGACCUCGUCGGUGUCCUGGAACAAAAGCCUGAUUUCCAGGUGUUCACAUGCAGAACGCACCAAAGCACAGAUUCCUAAGCAUUUGCUGCUUGUACGUGUGUUAUAAAAAGUAUUUUAGAGCUCUGCCCUCCUGCACGUUUCUGUAUCUGAAGUUCCUGGUGGUGUGGGCCCUGGUGCUGCUGGCAGAUUUUGUCCUGGAGUUCCGAUUUGAGUACUUGUGGCCAUUCUGGCUCUUCAUCAGGAGCGUUUACGAUUCCUUCAGAUACCAGGGUUUGGCCUUUUCAGUGUUUUUUGUUUGUGUAGCAUUCACAUCCAAUAUCAUAUGUCUGCUCUUCAUCCCAAUCCAAUGGCUGUUUUUUGCUGCCAGCACCUAUGUCUGGGUACAGUACGUCUGGCACACAGAGAGGGGCGUCUGCUUACCAACAGUAUCACUGUGGAUACUUUUCGUUUAUAUUGAAGCAGCCAUUAGAUUUAAAGAUCUAAAAAACUUCCAUGUAGACCUUUGUCGUCCAUUUGCAGCACACUGUAUUGGCUACCCUGUUGUGACUUUGGGCUUUGGCUUUAAAAGUUACGUCAGCUACAAGAUGCGUUUAAGAAAACAGAAAGAAGUGCAGAAGGAAAAUGAAUUCUACAUGCAGCUUCUCCAGCAAGCGCUGCCCCCAGAACAGCAGAUGCUACAGCGGCAAGAGAGGGAGGCAGAGGAAGCAGCCAAAGGAUUAUCGGAUAUGGAUUCCUCAAUACUUCUGCAGCACAAUGGAGGCAUUCCAGCCAACAAAAAAAUAUCCGCGACGUUGCCGGAGCUAGAAUAUAGAGAAAAAGGGAAAGAAAAGGACAAGGAUGCUAAGAAACACAACCUUGGAAUAAACAACAACAUUUUACAACCCGUAGACUCUAAAAUACAAGAAAUUGAAUAUAUGGAAAACCAUAUCAAUAGUAAAAGAUUAAAUAAUGAUCUUGUAGGAAGUACAGAAAACCUCUUAAAAGAGGACUCAUGCACUGCCUCGGCCAAAAACUACAAAAACGUCAGUGGGGUUGUGAACUCGUCGCCUCGCAGUCACAGUGCGACUAACGGGAGCAUCCCUUCCUCAUCCGCUAAAAACGAGAAGAAACAGAAGUGUGCGAGCAAGAGCCCAAGCACGCAUAAGGACUUAAUGGAAAACUGUAUUCCUAAUAACCAGCUGAGCAAACCAGAUGCACUGGUAAGGUUGGAACAAGACAUUAAAAAGUUAAAGGCCGACCUGCAAGCGAGCAGGCAGAUCGAACAGGAGCUGCGGAGUCAGAUCAGCUCGCUGACUAACACAGAGCGGGGAAUUCGAUCCGAGAUCGGGCAGCUCCGCCAAGAAAACGAACUGCUUCAGAACAAAUUACACAACGCUGUACAAAUGAAGCAAAAAGACAAACAAAUGAUCAGCCAGUUGGAGAAGAAGCUAAAGGCAGAGCAGGAGGCACGAGCCUUUGUAGAAAAGCAAUUAAUGGAAGAAAAGAAAAGGAAGAAGUUGGAAGAAGCAACUGCCGCACGUGCUGUGGCUUUCGCUGCUGCUACAAGGGGAGAAUGUACCGAAACUUUACGAAAUCGUAUCCGAGAGCUGGAGACAGAGUGCAAGAAGCUAACAAUUGACAUCAAGCUGAAAGAAGAUCAGAUACGAGAACUAGAAAUGAAAGUUCAGGAGCUGCGGAAGUACAAGGAGAACGAGAAGGAUACGGAGGUGUUGAUGUCAGCACUGUCAGCCAUGCAGGAUAAAACCCAGCACUUAGAGAACAGCCUGAGCGCAGAGACCAGGAUCAAGCUGGAUCUGUUCUCUGCCUUGGGAGAUGCAAAACGGCAGCUUGAGAUUGCCCAAGGGCAAAUCAUUCAGAAAGAUCAGGAAAUCAAGGACCUAAAACAGAAGAUUGCAGAAGUCAUGGCAGUCAUGCCCAGCAUCACAUACACUGCGGCCACCAGCACUCUGAGUCCCGUUUCCCCACAUUACUCUUCCAAAUUUGUGGAGACCAGCCCUUCCGGACUCGAUCCCAACGCCUCCGUUUAUCAGCCCUUGAAGAAAUGAAUGCCAAGGUUCUUUUCUCUGUUUGCCCAGUAAUGUCGUCCUGCCGAAGGCGCCGCACCAGAGUGUCUCUUGCAGUCGAGAUGAAGUUGUAUCGUGUGAGACCGUCCUCGUUGUCAUUUAAAACAGGAUCAAAAAAGAACAUCUGGAUUGACUAGAACUGCCCAUCGGUUUUUCUUGUAAAUUUUUAGAGAAAACCUCACAGAACUUUGCGAUUUAUUUUCCUUGGCCAACGCAUUCAAAACAAUUCUUGGUUUUCAAGUAGCCAAUUUUGCCUUUUUAUGUACUCUUGCAUGGUUUCCUCUUGAAAAACACAGGGCUUUGCUUGAUUUUGAACCCUUUCUUUCCUUUGUUUUCUUAUUUUAAUAAUCAAGUUGAAUUUACAGAUUUCUUGAGAAAUGGUGAGGAAAAACACCACCUAGAGUUUUUACAGUGAAAGGGUUAAAUAAUCCAACAAAGCUUUGAUUCAUAGAUGUAUUCAAUACAAAUAUGUGAUGUCGCAGGAAAUAAUUUGAUCACCCCUCAAAGGACCAAACAAAUUUCAGGGGCGUCGUUUAAGGGACAAAAUAAGCGAAUAGCUGAUGAUGUGACGGUGGUUGUUGUGUGAAAUAUUUAUAUUCCCAUUGGUGUUUUAGUCCUUGAGAAUUGCUGACAGUCUCGUUCACAGUGCCUUGGGAAAAGACAAUUUCAAGAGGAAACUUGAUAGUUUAAACUAUUUUUUCCCCCUUCACUGUCAUCUAGCUUCUAUAUCAAGCUCAUUACAGAGUCUACUGCAAAUUGUACAUGGUAAUUUGGAUGUUCAUUAUAAACCAGGGUUACAUCUUCUGUUUAUUUCGAUAGAAACUCCGCAGUGUUCUGUAACUUGCCUUGAUUAUACUGCAUCGUGGAAGGCACAAUAUUCCCGCAGGAAGCGUUAUUGUGAAGGCGGAACUGUGCAAUGUACUGUAUACAAGAGACUGUAAAGCUGGCUAAUAAAAGCUGCAGUUCUGGGUUGUUUUUCUUUUA